Molecule: messenger RNA, 2517 nt
Organism: Myzus persicae (green peach aphid)
Lineage: Eukaryota; Metazoa; Arthropoda; Insecta; Hemiptera; Aphididae
Exons: 10
Coding region: 535-2172 (545 amino acids)
Source: RefSeq, a predicted model, not a curated record
CACUCUCCACGCACCCGUGUCACUGGGACGCUCAGCGUUCGCUGCUCGCUAGUCGCUAGUCGCCUGUCACUUGUGAAACGGUCGUCGGUCUGUGCGUACCAGCUGUGUUCCAGGGUAUCGGUAGAGCGAUUCCAGCGACGAAUAAAAUAAAAUAAAAAUAAUAUUAAUAACGGACGACAGCGAUCUAAAAACUCGGCACAUCGUCCGUUGUGGAACCAAGUAGUGGCUCUUUGACCCGCGUUUGUUCGUUCACCGUUGUACGUUGUACCUACGUCACUCGCCCACUCGCGUACGCGUCUUUCAUAAUCGAUUCUCCGUUGGAGCGUUUCAGUACCUACCUGCGAUUUUUGCGAUAUUUGCGUACAUCGACGACCCUUUACGACUCGGCAUUCGACACGGAUAAUAUUCCAUCACACGAUUACAGAGCACAGUCUACGAACAGAUUUUACAUUCUUACAUUUCUGUCGUGAGUGCAGCAGUUCGCCGCCAACAACUUUUCGACUUAGAGUUUCUAUAUUUGGCUGCAUUUCUUCAAUGGAAGGCGUAAAUGCUGAAAUCAUGCAAUCUGGUUUGCAUCGUCUGUGGGCCAAGCGUCAGGGUACGAUCUUAGGUCACAUGCAUGAAAUCCGGGAUGAGAUAUUGGACCAGGGUCAAUGUGCAUCAUCAUUUGAUAAUCAGCCCAUUGAUGGAGAAUUACUUGGGGAUAGAGUCAAGUCUAGAGAUGAAGCUCGUUACUUGGAAAAAGAGCUUGCUGAUACCGCUGAUCCUGGAAAAAAUAGUGUUCCAUCUGCAUUCAGCAGCUUAAAAACUACAAAUUCAAAAAAUUCUGAUUGGAGUAUUGAAGAAACAUCUGUGGUUAACUUGGAUGGAGCUGAGCUCAAUGAUUUUCCUGCCAAAUAUUCAGUUCCAUUAUUACGGCCAUAUGAGUUUGCUGCUGUUGGUGUCUGGAUCCAUCCAAAUAUUGUGCCAGGAUUUAAAUACAAAGUCCGUCCAAUUGAAAAUAAGGAGCGUACAAGAUUCUUAUUUGAUAACAGAGCAUUAGAAUUAAUGAGCAUCGGCCGUGGUUAUUCUAGACGUUUAACAUUUGAAGCUAGUCCAGGAUUAUUGAAUUAUAACGAAAAUUAUUUUUGGACUGAUUCUAUGCCUUCUGGUUAUGCAUUUCAAGUACAUGUUGUGUCUGUUGGAGACAACUUCACUGUUUUUGAUGCAAACAAUGUUGCUGUGGCCACAAUAGAAGUCACUAAAAUUCCGAAUGCUCAGAAAGAAGUCAAUCAUGAAGUAAUAGAGAACGGAGAGGUGAGGAAAAAUGUAGAAGUCAGCAUGUUGUGCAAAGUAGAUUGGUUCUAUAAAGAAGAUUCAUCUGCAAUAACACCAGUCACUGGUAUUGCUGUGGCUUCUAAACUACCACGUGGAUCAGCAAAGCUAAUAAAGAUAGUAGAUGCUGCUAUUGGUUUUAUACCAUGCCGAGGUUACACUUUGAUACCUGGUGUAGAUGAUAAACAACGGCAAUUGGUGUUAAAUGGAUGUAGUAUUGGCGAUGCACCCACUAUGUACACCAUGACAGGUUUAGAGCCAUACGAAUUGCCUGUGAUUGGUACUUAUGUCGACCCAAGAAUCAUGCCUGGUUUUCAUUAUAAAGUUCGUCCAACCGGGCAUAAGAAUUAUUUGUUUGAAGGCAAUGCGUUACAAUUGGUCAACAUUGGAAUGGGAUAUGGAAAACGUAUGACAUUUAAACCUGACCUCCAUAGUCUUAACAAUAACACCAACUUUUUCUGGAGUGAUUCAUAUCCAGAGGGUUAUGGGUUUGAACCUCAGGCUGUAUUUUGUGGCAUGAAGUUUGAUGUCAUGGAUGACACUCAGCGUAUUGGUGAAGCCACAGUGUUCCGCAGUGAUAAUCCUCAAAUUGAGGAUCAACAAUGUAUUGUUAGCAGCACAACUGGAGUAACAGUGACAAAGUAUAUUCAUGUGGAUGUUACAUGUCAAGUGAUGUUGAAGAGUGAUAAAUCUGACAAUGGGUCUCAUUCUGUUCGUGUUUCUGGUACUGCAGUUGUAGUCAAAUACUCUAAGCAAAAUGAAGCUAAAUUGUUGUAUAUCGACAAUGUGGGUCUUAGCUCUAAGCUUAACUUGGUGUUUAUGAAUCAAAAGUCUCAUAUUAUUUUUCAAGCUAAGUAAUCACGUUAGAUAAUUCAUAAGUUCAGCUUAAGCACUCCAAGACAAGCAUAGAUAAUUAUUUUGUUCCUUUUACAGUUUAUAAAUGUGUCAUUUUCUGUAAAUCUACCUUGAGUAUUUUCUAUUGUUUCAUGGUUUAUUGGUUUAAUAUUCUCAAUUUGUUAGACAUUUGUUAAAUGUUUUUUUUAUAGUUAUGAAAUAUUUUGUAUUUUAAUUUGUUUUUGGCAUACAACUUAAAUUUUUUAAUUAUUGCAGGGUCUGUGUGCUAAGCAAAAUUUAUGAAUAAUUAUUGGUACAGUAUUCUUUAGAUUGUUGAACUGUAAAAAUAAUUAUUUGAACUGAUAAUUU